AUGAAGGACGUCGAUGCGCCCAACGGACUCAAGACGGACAACAGCAUCGACGACGACGACACUGCGUCCGAGGAUGCCAACUCCAGUGAGGAGGACCCCGAACCUCAGGAUCUCGCACUUGAUCAGGUGCGGCGGCGAGGUCUACUUCCUACAGGCUGCUGUUAUGAUGACAGGAUGAAACUCCAUAUGAACGCAGACUUCAGUCCAAAUACCCAUCAUCCAGAAGACCCCCGCAGAAUCCACGAGAUCUUCAAGGCGUUCAAGAAAGCGGGCCUCGUCUAUACUGGCUCCGAGGCAGACCUUCCAAGGAUCAUAAGAGAAUGUCCUACACGAUACAUGUGGCGGAUAGCUGCCCGGUCGGCGACAAAAGACGAGAUCUGUCUUGCUCACUCAGCCGACCAUUUCAGCUGGGUUGAGAAUCUAGACAAGAUCAGCACCGCGGAACUUCGAGAGUUGACUAGGAGAUACGAUCAAGGACGCGAAUCUCUCUAUGUCGGCAGCAUGUCGUAUCCCGCAGCCCUCCUCUCCGCUGGAGGCGCUAUCGAGACCUGCAAGAACGUCGUCACAGGACAGGUGAAGAACGCGUUCGCCGUGAUUCGACCGCCGGGGCACCACGCUGAGUUUGAUGCGCCCAUGGGCUUCUGCUUCUUCAACAAUGUUCCAGUGGCCGUCAGAGUGUGUCAGCAAGAUUACCCCGAUCUAUGUCGCAAGGUCCUCAUCCUGGACUGGGAUGUCCAUCACGGCAACGGAGUGCAAAACAUCUUUUAUCAGGACGCCAAUGUUCUAUACAUCUCCCUCCACGUGUACGCCAAUGGAACAUUCUACCCUGGAAAGCCACCGAAUCCCAUAACCCCCGAUGGAGGCAUCGAGAACUGUGGUAGUGGUCCUGGACUCGGCAGGAACAUCAACAUCGGUUGGCACGACCAGGGCAUGGGAGAUGGUGAAUACAUGGCGGCCUUUCAGAAGAUCAUCAUGCCCAUCGCCAAGGAGUUCAACCCCGACUUGGUGGUCAUCUCUGCCGGCUUUGAUGCUGCGGAUGGUGAUGAGCUUGGAGGUUGCUUUGUUUCACCAGGCUGCUAUGCUCACAUGACACAUAUGCUCAUGUCUCUAGCCGGCGGAAAGGUCUCUGUGUGUCUCGAGGGAGGCUAUAACCUGAAAGCUAUUUCCAAAUCAGCUGUCGCCGUCGCUCAGACACUCAUGGGCGAGCCGCCACCCAAGAUGGAGCUUCCCAAGAUCAACAAGGAAGCUGCGCGCAUCUUGGCCAAGGUCCAGGCGCACCAGGCCCCGUACUGGGAGUGCAUGCGGCCUGGCAUUGUGGAUGUGCCAGAGGUUCAGUCGCUAAAUGCUAACCGCCUCCACGACGUUAUUAGGAACGCCCAAAGGCAAGUCCUGCAAACCAAGCACAACAUGGUACCUCUCUACAUCCAGCGCGAACAGCUGUACAAGUCGUAUGAGAACCAGGUGCUGGUGACUCCGAGUCUGCAUGAAGCGAACAAGAUUCUGAUUAUUAUUCAUGAUCCACCUCAGCUCCUAGCUCAGCCGGAUGUUAUCGAUACAUCUCUCGAUCCGCAUAAUGCUUGGGUUGUUGACGGUGUAACCGAAUACAUUGAUUGGGCGAUUAGCCAGAAGUUUGGUGUCAUGGAUAUCAACGUUCCUGCGUAUAUCACCCAUGAAGAGGAUUCGGAUGCAUAUAUCCCAGGCUUCAAAGAAAAGGCCCUCCAGGAACAGAUUCAGUCUCUUGUCUGCUAUCUCUGGGACAAUUAUCUGCAGCUAUACGACGCAGAAAACAUCUUCAUCAUGGGCGUCGGGAACGCCUAUCUAGGAGUCAAGGUUCUUCUCGUAAAUAGAGUGAUAGACUGCAAGGCAAGGAUUUCCGGAGUGGUGAAUUUUGUCAAUGGAACACUCCGGCCAGUCAAGUCAGACAUCGAUACGGAUCUCUCGUCCUGGUACAAAGACAACUCGCGCGUCUACAUCGCGGGCGACCAUGCGUGCUGGUCCGAUCCUGACCUGACACGGAAAGUCCACAAGCGCCGCUUCGGAACAGUCGUGCGAAGCCCAAAGUUUGGUCUCAACAAGAUGAUGCAGGCCCAUGCUAACGAGGCACGCGCGUGGAUCCUGGAGAGAGUUGUUGAGGCAUCAGAUGCGGAUAUGACAGAUGAUGAGAAGCAAUGA
Molecule: messenger RNA, 2172 nt
Organism: Fusarium vanettenii 77-13-4
Lineage: Eukaryota; Fungi; Ascomycota; Sordariomycetes; Hypocreales; Nectriaceae
Product: histone deacetylase
Exons: 5
Coding region: 1-2172 (723 amino acids)
Biological process (GO): chromatin organization
Cellular component (GO): histone deacetylase complex
Molecular function (GO): histone deacetylase activity
Source: RefSeq, a predicted model, not a curated record